Messenger RNA from Halichondria panicea, 855 nucleotides. Its product is annotated as ras-related protein Rab-10-like. NCBI's taxonomy places the organism in Eukaryota, Metazoa, Porifera, Demospongiae, Suberitida, Halichondriidae. Gene Ontology annotation, molecular function: GTPase activity; GTP binding. The transcript is spliced from 6 exons. The coding region runs from base 118 to 741 and encodes 207 amino acids. The record is from RefSeq and is a predicted model, not a curated record.
GUGUAAAUUGGGUGGAGUUCAAUAAGCUGAUUUACAGCAACAGAUGUCAAUUAUAUAAAGCUUUUAGCUGUUGUGUUUACUUUUCGUCUUGUUCUGAGCAAUCUACACAUCUUCAAUAUGGCAGCGCAGGUAGUCCCAAAGAAGGCCUAUGAUCUGUUGUUCAAGUUGCUCCUCAUUGGAGAUUCUGGUGUGGGGAAAACGUGUGUGCUGUUCAGAUAUGCUGAUGACACAUUCAACACAACCUUUAUUUCUACCAUUGGAAUUGACUUUAAGAUCAAGACGAUAGAGUUGGAAGGGAAGAGGAUCAAGUUACAGAUAUGGGACACAGCUGGUCAGGAGAGGUUCCACACCAUCACCACCUCCUACUACCGUGGCGCCAUGGGCAUUAUUCUCGUCUAUGACAUCACCAGCCAGCGAUCAUUUGACAACAUCACUAAGUGGCUACAAAACAUCGAAAUGCAUGCGUCUGCCGAUGUUGAGAGAAUCCUGAUAGGUAACAAGUGUGACUGGGAGGCUCGGAGGGUGGUCUCCAAAGAGAGGGGGGCGGCACUGGCACACAAUCAAAACAUCCCCUUCCUAGAAACCUCAGCAAAAACAAACCUCAAUGUGGAAGAAGUCUUUGAAACACUAGCCAAGCAAAUCUUGAAGAAGCAACCAGCCAAGAAAGAAGAUGAGCAAGUGUUGGACUUAAAUCGCCAGAAGAACAAGGAUGACUCUGGCAAAGACUCAAAAUGCUGUUAGCAGUGCUAUAGUUGUUUGUCUGUGUGCAUGUACAGUGUAGCGUAACAUUAGGUCAUAAUUACUUUUGUGUGUAUGCUGUCAUAAUUAUGUAUAAUUAUACCCUGGUUUUCUCUG